UACAUUUCAGAAACUGUUUCUUUUCCCAUGACUGAAAAUAUUAAAUUUUAAUUGCUAGUUUGAGUGAGAUGAGUGGGGGGAGCACAGACUGGGUGGAAAAAAUGAUAGUGAAGCAUUGAGCUGAUGUAAAACAACAGGGGGCACCAGAGACUCGACCGCUCCCAAAAGUAGGUGAUAAAUGAAGCACUUUUGGGGAACAAGAGUUCAUUGCUGUGUUUCAGCGCUCCUGAGCUGUCGACAUCAGGCUCCCAGGCAGCUGUGCCCUGCACAGAGCAGCACCCUGCGCCAGCACCGGCCAUCUCCACAGAUCUCCUCCUCUGCCAGGACACCCGCAUCCACACCGCAACCUGUCUGAGGACUAACUCCCACCUGACAGCCUCACAAGAAGCAGAGACGGCCCAGCAUGAAUAACUGCACGGAAGAGGAUGACAAGGUGCAGAAUGGAGUCGCGUUAUUUCAAUUGAUUGUCUACAUCCCAGUGCUCUCUUUGGGGAUCCCUCUGAAUACAAUUGCCUUCUGGGUCUUCUGCUGCAAACUCAAGAGAUGGACUGAGACCAGGGUGUACAUGAUCAACCUCAUGGUUGCAGACAGUUUCCUGCUCUUUUCCUUGCCUUUCCGGUUAUAUUUUACCAAGUAUGACCAUCCCAUCGACAAGCUAUGUUCCACCAUAUUGAACAUCUAUUUUACAAACAUGCCCAUGAGCAUACUUAUCAUCACCCUGAUAGCAAUUGAUCGAUACAUUGCAAUCAAGUUCCCUCUAAAAGCAAAGAUUCUUCGAUCCCCACUGAAAUCGGCUUCCAUCUGUGGGUUUCUUUGGAUAACACUGAUAAUUUAUUCCUUCUUGCGUUCAGCCUUUCAAAAACAAACAGAACAAUUCUGUUUUCGGAAACAAUCUAUUCAACCUAAUUAUUCAGUGUUAUUCUCCGUUAUUUUGGGGUAUUUGAUUCCCUUAGGAAUUGUGAUUUUUUGCUCAGUACAAGUCAUCAAAUGUCUCAAAAAGAAGAUAAUCACAAGCCCUCAUGAAAAGAAGAUGAUCCAGAAAGCAAUCCAAAUUAUUUCUGUGAAUUUGUGUGUGUUCGUCGUAUGUUUUUCACCUAUCUACAUCACACUGCUCUUGCGAUUUGCAGUGGAUGUUUCUAGAGCUUGUUCUCUGCUCUUGGAAGUUACAACCUCUAUUCAGAUAUGUUCAUGCAUAGCAAAUACUAACUGCUGUUUGGAUGCAUUUUGCUAUUACUUUGCAGCCAAGGAAUUUCCAGAAUUUCCCUCUCUGUUCCCCACUUGUAUAUUGAAGAGGUGCAGGAUGAACCAAAGCCAAGAGUCACAGCCACCCACAGAUCAAGUCAUGAUAUAAACAGAUACAGUGCACUAUAGGGGUAAAAAGCCACAGGGCCGCUGAAGUUUUGAGGCAGAUGGAAUGGGACCAUCUACAGUAUUAGCAAUCACUGUGAGUAUAGGCAUACCUACAAAAAUGGGCAACCCCCUCUAAGAGGUCUGAUAUUAACUUCAAUUUUGUCCUUCUGUCCUCAGUGACUUGACUCCAGCUCUGACUAUUGUCUUGUAUUGUUUUAUCAUCGCUUCCUGAUUAAGAGGGAGAUCCACAUGGUGUGGAAAAUAGAUGAUAAGGCCAUUGUUUCCACCACAUGUUUAUUUGUAUGUAUUUUGCACCUAAACAUAGGAAAUUGAGCACCUUUACAGCAAUAUACAAAUCCACUUCUACUACUGUAAUAUAUGUAGUCACUUAAAACCAAGAAAGGGCCUCUGUACUGCAAUGCCAAACCUAAUACAUCUGUGCUGCUCACAUCAAAGAAUUUGCUGGUACAAUUUUGAAGCUUGCAGCUAUUGCCAGGAUGCAGCUACUGUUAUGCAAACUGCAGGAGUCAGACUGUGCCACAAUGCUAUUGUCUCAUUCCUGCCAUGUAACACUCGUAUUAGCUUGUGGCAUCAGCCUGGCAUUUUUAAGACUAAAAUAAUUGUAGGUAUAUAUAAAGCCAUUGCUACAUGGAGAAACUGUGGACUACCUUAGUGUUGGGUAUUAUCACAUAUAAAACUGUGAAGAGCUGAUCGCACUCGAACAACUACCAUAAACUCUGGUGACAGGUUUGUUGUUGUACUUCAUUAGGACCAAAUCACCACCUGUCUGGUGAGAGGUGAUGACAUCUGCCCAAGUCAUCACAGCUUCAUACUGUAGGAAUGCUGAUGCUCAGAAAACAGCAGUGAGCAACAUGAAGCAGAUGCGGUCCCGAUCUCUGCCUCACCACCCACAGACAGUUUUCAGGGGAAGUUUGGUGCAGAUGAGGUUUGCAAGGCCCUUCUGCAGAGAUGGGGCAAAUCCACAGCUGAGGGCCUCUUGGCAUCGCCUGGUGUGAUGAAGCACCGCUUUGGAUGUGGGUUUUUUUCUCCCUCAGAUGCUUCUUUAAAAGACACGUGUCCCUGCCCAGAGAGGGGGAAGGACAGUGCACAGUGGGGAUUCAGCAGCUUUCCUGCACCCCAUUUGGAGACAUUUAACUCUUUCCAUGCAUUAUACAGAGCUCCUUGAUUUAUCCUAGCUGGAUCCCAAACCAGGCAUCAGUAUUAAAGUCUGGCUUUCCAGGGACCAAAUUCCUCUAUAAUAUCUGUGCUUGCUGACUAUGCAUGAUGUACCUUCUCACCCCACAGGGAAGUGACAACUGAGCAGUUCAAAACAGGCCACAAAGGGAGGUCUCCAGACACCAGAAGGACACUACAUAUAGAGAAACCUGGGCUGAGAGAGGAGCCAGUGCCAGGGUGUGACUACUUCAUGUUUAUCUGCAUAGAAAUUCCAUCUAACAGUUUGUCUCAAUCACUUCAAUAAAUUAAAGUCAGUGUGGGAAACACUGUGAAGCUUUUGAAGUGAGUGUGGUAGCUGUAUCUCAGUUAGCUACAUGAUCCCUGACUUGUGGUGUUUUCUGACUUGUAAACUCCUAAAAAAUUCCUCCAGGGAAUGAAAACCCAUAUUCUACUCAUUUAAACCUGCAGAUAAUUAACCUUAUUAGUGACAACUUACAAAUAGUUCCCCUACAAGUAGCCUAUCACUUUCCAGUGUGUGCAGACCACAUGCUGAAACCACUAUCUAGACAGUGAUCGAACAAUGUAGGAAAUUAUUCCCAUCACAGAAAGUAUUGCCCAUCCAAACACAGAAUCUACCUGCUUUGUGUCAAUACUUUGGCAGAGGUGCCAGCAUGACAGAAGCCGUGGGGAGCAACUGUAGCAAGAACCGGUUGAAACUACUCAGGUUAUUAAUUUGAUCAUUCAUAACCUGAAUUUCUUUUUUGGUGUAUUAUUUGAUGCUCUGGCAUUACUGGUAUUUCACUGCAAACAGAACAAAUGGGCAAUGUAUAUGCAACCAACUUAAUAAUUGCACAUUGUUGUUUGGCCCUUGUUCUGCUUUUUAAAGUCUAUUUUCAAAGGCAGGAAAAGAUAAAGACAAAUAGUGCCUAAUCUUAAAAACCAUCUACUGCUUAAGGAAAUGCACGAGAAUUGCCACCCUUGUGGUUGUCCAAAUUAACCGUCCUCAGAGAGCAAGAGGCUGUUAGUGGGCCUGUUAGCCCACUCUCCUUUAUGGUAUGCCGUCAGUCUUCAUGACAGGCAUCACUCACAUGUCCAGGCAAGUGGUGUUAGCAAGGAAAAAGACUUACAUUUUCAGAAACAGUGCAGAGGGCCUUCAAAAACACUUUUGGCUCUGGGAUCCCCUUCUGGGAUUUUGCAUCUCAUUGGUUUAUAAUGAAUGCCUGCUCCAAACAGACUACUGUGAAAAUUUUCAUUAUUUUGAAAAAAUAUGAAGGUUGAUUCAUGUCAGCCUGUUAUCCCACCAUUAAUCCAGAAAGCAGACAGACAACUUACUUUUUUGCAAACCCAGUCAUGUUCAUGUUUUCUCCCCGUUAACAUGGGGUACCUAGUCCAAUUAAAACGGGCUCCAAUGAGGUUGUCUACUCUGAAAUACAAACCAGUAACUUUUGUGCAUGUGACCUCACAGAACAGCAAACAGUAACUGAUGUUGAGAUUCUAUUUGCUACUGUUCUAUAACCAAACCAUUUUAGAGCACUGUCCUCUUACCCAAGCCUACAGUUUUUAAACCAAGGAAGGAUCACAGACAAGGCACUCUGUCAAGCUAAACAGCUGCCAUGGUUUCACCCCAGUUGGCAGGUAAGCAUAACAUAUCUGCUCACUCAAUCCCUGCAGUGCCAAAACCAGUACAACAGCUGCACUAAAAAAACAUAUAGUUGGCAAUCCUAUAUAUAGACAAGCUUACUGCAUAUAGAGCUGUAUGAAGUGAAUGUGUUUUUCUUGUAGGAAGCAGAAGGAGGUGUCUUACUGUUUACAUUCUAAAUUUAAAUAAUUAAGUGUUCCUUUUUUUGAUUGUAAAGUGGAAAUUUGUUGACUUCAGAAUCCGUGUCAUUAUUAAGUAAUAUUUUUUGUUGUGUGGAUGUAAUGCUACGAAGACAAAAAAGGCAACAUUCUUUUGCAAGUGAAAAUAAAGCUAUCUCAUAGUAAUAUA
This is a messenger RNA of Columba livia (rock pigeon), 4513 nucleotides long. RefSeq names its product G-protein coupled receptor 35. Gene Ontology annotation, biological process: chemokine-mediated signaling pathway; positive regulation of Rho protein signal transduction; phospholipase C-activating G protein-coupled receptor signaling pathway. The record is from RefSeq and is a predicted model, not a curated record. Bases 404 to 1351 code for a protein of 315 amino acids. Lineage: Eukaryota; Metazoa; Chordata; Aves; Columbiformes; Columbidae. Gene Ontology annotation, cellular component: plasma membrane. Gene Ontology annotation, molecular function: chemokine receptor activity. The transcript is spliced from 2 exons.